Sitodiplosis mosellana (orange wheat blossom midge) is the source of this 1273-nucleotide messenger RNA. Its product is annotated as N(4)-(Beta-N-acetylglucosaminyl)-L-asparaginase. Lineage: Eukaryota; Metazoa; Arthropoda; Insecta; Diptera; Cecidomyiidae. The record is from RefSeq and is a predicted model, not a curated record. The coding region runs from base 63 to 1094 and encodes 343 amino acids. Gene Ontology annotation, biological process: protein deglycosylation. The transcript has 6 exons. Gene Ontology annotation, molecular function: N4-(beta-N-acetylglucosaminyl)-L-asparaginase activity. Gene Ontology annotation, cellular component: lysosome.
ACAAAAAAGGUGCACUCCCCUUUGAUUCGCCUCUAUUCACUGCCCUAUUAUAUUCCAUUCAAAUGAAACAAUUCGUUUUAAUAGCGUUGUUUAAUUUCGUUCUAUUUGUUGAAUGUAAAAAUGUUCCGAUCGUAAUAAAUACAUGGAAUUUUUCAUCGGCAACUGCUAAAGCAUGGGAAGUGAUACAAAUAUCGGAACGAACUGCAAUCGAUGCAGUUGUUGAGGGAUGUGCAGUAUGCGAGCGCGAACGAUGUGACGGAACAGUUGGCUAUGGUGGCAGUCCAGACGAAAAGGCAGACGUUGCGCUCGAUGCUUUACUUAUCGAUGGCAAGACGAUGAGCAUUGGUGCUGUUGGUUCAAUGCGGAACAUCAAAAAUGCAAUCGGUGUUGCACGCCGUGUUCUAGAAAAUACGCAGCACACCUUGUUGGUUGGUGAAGGUGCCACUGAUUUUGCCAUAAUGAUGGGCUUCAAAAAUGAAUCGUUGACAACGGAGAAAACACAAGAUCUUUGGAAACAAUGGAAAUCGAACCGAUGUCAACCAAACUUUUGGACAAAUGUAGAACCAGAUCCAACGAGAUUUUGUGGUCCAUACGAACCCACCGAAGCGAAUAGCGUUUACAGUAGCCUCUAUAGCAACGAAUUCAAUAGUAAAAACCAUGACACAAUCGGAAUGAUUGCAAUCGACUCCAACGGUGACAUCGCAGCCGGAACAUCGACCAACGGGGCACGUUAUAAAAUACCAGGGCGCGUGGGAGACAGCCCGAUUCCCGGUUCGGGUGCGUAUGCAGAAAACGGAAUUGGUGCCGCAGCAGCAACUGGUGACGGAGAUGUAAUGAUGCGAUUUCUGCCAUCGUUUGUGGCUGUUGAGGGCCUACGCCAUGGCUACAGUCCAAAGAAGGCUGCUCAAUCGGCGUUUCAGCGCAUACAAAAAUUCCAUCCGAAAUUCUUUGGUGGAAUUAUUGUGGUGAAUCAAGAGGGCGAAUAUGCAGCCGCGUGCAAUGGAAUGGAAAGUUUUCCAUUUUCAAUUGGAACAAAAGACGGCGGUGUUCGUAUCGAAUCAGUUCCUUGUCUAUCACCGACUUCAAACAUUUAAUUUGAAUAGCAAUUUUUUUUUAUCAAAUAAAUUGUAGAACAAUACUCUGCUUUCGAAACCGAAAAACGAAUGGAAUUUCGUUACGUUUUAUUUGAAUUACCUUAUUUUCAUUUUUAAUUGGUUGUUAUUAAAAAGAUUGCAUAAUUUUAAAUAAAAAUGCACUCAAAUCUGUUGUUAAA